This is a messenger RNA of Cornus florida, 2395 nucleotides long. RefSeq names its product urea-proton symporter DUR3. The record is from RefSeq and is a predicted model, not a curated record. Gene Ontology annotation, molecular function: urea transmembrane transporter activity. The transcript has 9 exons. Gene Ontology annotation, biological process: urea transmembrane transport. Lineage: Eukaryota; Viridiplantae; Streptophyta; Magnoliopsida; Cornales; Cornaceae. Gene Ontology annotation, cellular component: plasma membrane. Bases 148 to 2265 code for a protein of 705 amino acids.
AGAUGCGUUGUUCAUAGUUUGACUUGCUAUCGUAGGCAUCGUCACAACUCGCAAGAAAGCAGCUUCUGUAUCUCCGAAUCGCUAGCUUAUGAAUUCUGCUAAAGUUGAAGCUGAGCAGCGCAAACCAACCAACCCUCUCCUCCCACCAUGGCCUCUUCUCAAUUGAACUGUCCGCCGUUUGACUUCUCCGCCAAGUAUUACGGCAUCGGAGGAAGUUGCCCGAGGCAGAGCAGCUUCUUUGGAGGCAAAGCAGUGCUGAAUCAAGGUGUUGGGUACUCUGUUAUUCUUGGCUUUGGAGCCUUCUUUGCUGUCUUUACCUCUUUCCUGGUGUGGCUGGAGAAGCGAUAUGUUGGGUCGCGCCACACAUCAGAGUGGUUUAACACAGCAGGGCGAAAUGUUAAAACAGGACUGAUAGCUAGUGUGAUUGUAUCUCAGUGGACUUGGGCAGCUACAAUAUUGCAAAGUUCCAAUGUUGCCUGGGAGUAUGGAGUUAGCGGUCCUUUCUGGUACGCUAGUGGUGCCACAAUCCAGGUACUCUUGUUUGGUGUAAUGGCUAUAGAGAUCAAAAGAAAGGCUCCUCAUGCUCAUACUGUUUGUGAAAUUGUUAAAGCUAGAUGGGGUACUGCUGCUCAUCUUGUCUUUCUUUCUUUCUGCUUCUUGACGAAUAUUAUUGUAACGGCCAUGCUGCUUCUUGGUGGUUCUGCUGUGGUGAAUGCACUCACCGGAGUCAACAUUUAUGCUGCAAGUUUUCUGAUACCUCUUGGGGUGAUAGUUUACACGCUAGCCGGAGGGUUAAAAGCCACCUUCUUGGCAAGCUAUAUACAUUCUGUAAUAGUGCAUGUGGUUCUAGUCAUCUUUGUGUACCUAGUCUACACAGCAAGCAAUGAACUUGGUAGCCCAAGCGUCGUAUACCACCGUCUGUUGGAGGUUGCAAGCAAAUCAAGAAUGUGUCAAGAGCCACUCUCACACGAUGGGCAAUCUUGUGGUCCAGUUAGUGGGAAUUACAAAGGGUCUUACCUAACAAUGUUGAGCUCAGGAGGGCUUGUUUUUGGGAUAAUCAACAUUGUUGGCAAUUUUGGUACUGUUUUUGUUGACAAUGGAUAUUGGGUGAGUGCCAUUGCUGCAAGACCUUCAUCCACUCAUAAGGGCUACUUGUUAGGUGGGUUGGUCUGGUUUGCUGUGCCAUUUUCCUUGGCAACAUCACUUGGUCUCGGAGCACUAGCCCUUGAUCUACCGAUAACUGCAGAUGAGGCAAGCCGUGGACUUGUUCCUCCUGCUACAGCUAUUGCUUUAAUGGGAAAAGGAGGUUCUAUUCUUCUACUUACCAUGCUUUUUAUGGCUGUAACGUCUGCGGGUUCCUCUGAGCUCAUUGCAGUCUCCUCAUUAUGCACAUAUGAUAUCUACCGCACUUAUAUCAAUCCAGAUGCAAACGGAAAGCAAAUCCUAAGAGUGUCAAGAGGCGUCGUCCUGGCUUUUGGAUGUUUCAUGGGAAUUCUAGCAGUAAUACUGAACAAGGCCGGAGUUUCAUUGGGUUGGAUGUACCUGGCCAUGGGAGUGCUCAUUGGCUCAGCAGUUCUUCCUAUAGCUUUCAUGCUUCUAUGGCGGAAAGCAAACGCAAUAGGUGCCAUUCUCGGGACAAUUGGUGGUUGUGUUCUUGGUAUUAUCACUUGGUUAUCAGUUGCAAGCGUGGAGUAUGGCAGGGUAAAUCUGGACACCACAGGCCGAAAUGCACCUAUGCUUGCUGGAAACCUCGUCUCUAUACUUACUGGUGGAGCUGUUCAUGCUGUCUGUAGUUUGAUAUGGCCUCAAAACUACGAAUGGGACACCACGAAACAGAUAACUAUGGUUGAGAAGGAAAAGAGUGAACUGCCAGCUGAAGAGUUUGGGGAGGAAAAGCUGAUGAGAGCAAAAGCAUGGAUAGUGAAAUGGGGAGUUGGUUUUACAAUUGUGAUUGUUAUACUGUGGCCUCUGCUAAGCCUUCCUGCAGGACAAUUCAGUGAGGGGUAUUUUUCAUUCUGGGCAGUGAUUGCUAUAGCAUGGGGUACGAUUGGAUCGGCAGUAAUUAUAGCAUUGCCAUUGGUGGAAAGCUGGGAAACAAUCCAAAGUGUGAUUCUUGGCAUGUUUACAAAUGACAGACUCAUGGAAAAGGUUGAAGAAUUGAAUUUCAAGCUGCACACAAUUAUUUUGGCAGUGCCUGAAGCUGAGAGAAUAUAUUUGCUCGAAAAAGAGAAGGCCAAGGCCAAGAAGAAAGAAUCAUCAGAAUGAGACACUCAUUCGACUUGUGCAUAACAUUAUGUUUCCCAUGACUUUGGUGUUGAUAUAUUUGCAAAACAUAUGAAUUUGUGAAUACAAUUGUUAGAGAAUGUAUGUUGGUAUUAUGUGUGGAGAUGGAAAA